This is a messenger RNA of Cherax quadricarinatus, 1460 nucleotides long. The record is from RefSeq and is a predicted model, not a curated record. Lineage: Eukaryota; Metazoa; Arthropoda; Malacostraca; Decapoda; Parastacidae.
AGUGUGUGGAGUAGCACUGUACCACAGCUCACCUACCACUGCACCCUGCAUCAGACCCAUAGAAGAACCAGCGUGACUUCACUGAUUACGUCACGACUAAUUGAUGACGUGUAGCCAAUCAUAACAAGACUUGAGGGACGUCACUGCUACGUCACAACUAGUUGAUGACUUGUAGCCAGUCACAAACGUUCUUCUCCCUUCUGAUAAUGAAUGCCUGUCUCCUGGUGUGUUUGGCGAUAGUGGAUGCAGGGUUGAGUGCAGGCGUGGGUGGAGACGUGAGUGAAGGAGGCGUGGGUGGAGGCGUGGGUGAAGGAACUAUAAGAGCAGCAGAGGAAUUCUCCCUCAAGAAUCCUCUCACAGCCUCUGUUUACCAUCUCCUUUCCUUCGGCAAUCGCGAUACCAGUUCCGCCAGUGCUGCGAACUUCGCCAGUUCCUCCAACUUCGCCGGCUACGCAAAUGCCUUCAACUUCGCCAGUUCCGCCAGCAACGGCUUCAGCGACCUCCAGAGGCGGUACAGGGACCGCGUCUUGGGUCAAGCCAACGCUCAGAGCGACAACGGGAACGGUCCCCACAAAAGGGACAACGAGUUCGGCGAGGUGUUUAACAAUAGAGGAGUCAACGGAGAGAUCGCCCGACGAGUCAACGGGGUAACAGGACGAAAAACCAACGAAGAACUCAACGGGAGCUCCGAUAGAACACUUAGCAAAGAAUCAAACGGGACGUUUAACCAAGGGUUUAAUGCAAGACUUAACGGAGGCUCUGUUGAGUAUAAUGGAGAAUCAGAUGACGACCAGAGCAUGAGAUUUAACGGAGAAUUCAAUAGCGAACUUGUUCAAAGAUUCGACAAAGGAUUCAAUCUCGACUUUGACUUCAGCAAUGCAUCGGACGGAGUAGAACACGAGGACCAACUGGCCCUCCUGGCCUUGGAAACCACUCAUCAGGACCAGGGCCACUAUCAGAAUCUUGUGAGGAGAGUGGGGACAUGGAAUGAAGGGCAGAGCCACUAUCAGGGCCAUGGUCAGGGUCCUAUGAGGAGAGUAAGAACGUGGAAUGAGGGCCAGGGCCACUAUCAGGGCCAUGGUCAGGGUCCUGUGAGGAGAGUGGGGACGUGGGAUGGAGUUGACGACAAAGACAAGAGGAACCCUUGGGAGUUCGAUGUGGGGUACUCUGACGGAGGGACGACCAGUCUCGGCACUAACGUCUACGGUAUCCUCUCUGUGUUCCUCUUCACCGCCUUCCUGGCCUACAUUAUCUACGUCUACAUGAGUCUGGGGGCCUCUGAGCGCUCCUACAGCAACUCGCAAGUGGACGCUGUUGUUGCUAUUCUUGACGAGGUCACUAACGCCUUCGAGAGGUGGGCGGCCUUUGAGUAUCUCCCGCAGGAGGGGCUGAAGGAGGAUGUGGAAGACUCCGAAGAGGAAGAGGAGGCUGGCAAAGAAGAAGAAAAAGAUAGAGCAUAA